GGCAGCGUCAACGUCGAUCAAAAUUUUUAUAACCGAGGAACAGGGGUUGGGGGGGCAGGAGCCGGCUUGGCAUCUCCUGCUGGUACAACUAUGGGAGGAAGCCAUGGUCGUGGUGUACUGCCUGCUUCUUCCUCCUCUUCCGCAAGAAACGUCGGGCCGCUGGGGUUGCCGCAAAAUCCGAGGCGGUCGGCUGCUACCGUAGCGUCCCAACAGCCGCCGCCGCGGGGGUGCUCUUUCGGGGAAAUAGACGGGGGAGAAAUCAGUGCGAUCUUGCCGGCACCUUCGAUGGAUGGGUAUUUCAACACGUCGAACAACCUCGUUCACUCGGAGAACGGCGAACAAAGUUCUUUGUUCGGAACAACCAUGCUGAAUGGCGCGGCCAAUCUGCAGCAACCAGGAGCAGCACCUCCGCGCAGAAACAUCAAUCCUAAUGCCGCACUAGUGCCAUCUAGUACCGCAGCCUCCUCGCUCCGCAGGUCACCGCAAUUGCAACAAAAUCAAAAUGGAGCAGGAGGGCAACAGGAGCAACAAGAGAUCAUAGCACACCAACAGCGGGGAAGAACCACGAGCAAUGACAACAACAUGCUGAUUUGCCCCGAGAUCCUCUCGGGGGAUGCUCGGACAUCGCACGCCUCCACGGCCCUCCGGCCAGAAACUUUACCCUUCGUGGCCGCCGUGCCCACGACGAGUCUGCGCGGAGGCAACAACCAAAUUGUCCCCCUUUCCAACGAAAGUGGGUCGGGCGGGUCCGGAGGGCAACAGCAAGACCAGUACCGGGUGAAUCCUAUUCUGGUGAAUCCCGUCAACCGGCAGCACGACUCCUUGACCAAGGAGGCCGUUUUCAUGAUCGCAAAGGAAGCGGAAAUUGAGGACUUGCCGCCGGAAUUUCUCUACGACGAACCCGAUGUGUACAAAAUCAUUUGCCAGGACAAGCGACCCGCCUACAUCUACUUCGAGGCGAAGUGCCGGCUGUGCGACAAACUUUGUUGGCCGGAAGACACGCGAGGCAACACGCACCUGGACUCCCACAACCACAAAAGGCAAUACGCGUACUGGAAAGCGCGACGCCGCGGCAUCGAGGGGCAGAGAAAGGGGCAAGAGGUAUACAGUGUGCGAGGAAGUAGGGUUUAGAAUUUAGGAUUACUUAACUUAAUCCUAAUAAGUACUAAAAAAUCUGAACUUUAUGUUCUGCUGCUCUGCUCCUGUGGUUAGUCUUAGUCUCAGUCUUGUUUAGAGGGUGUCGUCAAUCUGUAAACGAACAAACACCUCCUUUCUCUGUGAACGAAACAAGGCAUUUACUUUUGCGUCAACAUGAACUCGUACCAAAAUCAAAAGAAACCUAAACAGUUGCUGGCCCUGGAGAUUUCGAAGUUAGAUGCGAUUGGCGGGAAUAACACUUCGGCCCUGAGCAGUUCCAGUGCCAUAAUCCAACCGGAGGAGCUUUCUUUCUUAGGCCCUGGAGGCGCGCCCGCCCUGGGCGGCGGACAUCAACAAUUAGCUGCCACAGCAUUUUCCGGAAGUAGAACAAAGCCGCCGAAGAUGACGGAAUCCAUGGCCCGCUACUUUCAAAGUAUCGACGACUCCGUUGCGGCUGCGCCGGACGCGACGCGGGAGAUAUGCGUUGCAAAUAUGUCUGGGUCUGGAAGAGUGCGAACUUGUGAUGCGCAUUUCACAACACUGACAAAUCUCUCAUGCAUAGGCAGCAAAAGGUGCCCAUUUCCUGUCACCAAAAUGGGGGAUUUGUCAUGCAGAUUAAGCAAUGCGGAUGCUUCUCGAGUUCUGUGAUGCUAGGGCUUCCAUGACAGACAUUCUGUGUCAUGCAAAAACAGCAUGAAGGCCAGACAUUUUUGCAUUUGAUAGGAGAGUGUGAUCGACGAAAGCGCAAGUUCCGAACACACUAGGACCUCGCGGGUCAAGAGGGCGUCGCGGCGGGAACAUGACAAGAGCGGUCGUGAUAACGGUGGUCGUGGUCAGAAUAAGAACAAGAUAUCCCGUGCAAAAGUAUCGUACUCGUAGUAAUCGCAUUUAUGCAUUACAAGUCUCUUUCUCCAGGUAAAUCAGCAUUACAAAUUUAAUUUGUAAUGCUGGUGGAAUUUGUAAUGCAAUUUAUACUAGUACGAUGCUUUUGCACUGCAUACAAGAACGUGACGAGCAGUAGACCGCCGCCCUCUUCCUCCGCCGCGUCCGCUUGUACUUCGAGGUAUGAUCCAGGCGGCACCAUUGAUCCUCGUGUGCCAGGACAACAACAGGGCCAACGGCAGCAGCACAGUGGCCGUUCAACUACUUCGAGAGCAAAUCCCUUGCUAAACGCCUCCUGCCACUCUUCCUCCACUACCGGUGGAAAUGGCCGGGGCAUGAAAACGUUGACGCAGUCCAUGCUGGAAGAAUCGGCUUCUGCGCACCUCCCGGCGCGGCACGUGGCGCAGCUGCAGCAGGAUUUUUCGAACCUAGAGUGGGACGCGGCUGUGGCGGCGCAGGACCCGGUGCCCCCAGGCUUCCUCGAGGCGCACAAGGAUAUCCAUUGCAAAAGUGUCUGGGUCUGGAAUAAUGUAGGACUUGUCAUGCCUGUCUGGCAUGAUUCUUAGAUCUGUGAUGCGUAAGCAGGAACGGGGCCUCUUGCCUGUCAUGCGAAAACGCAGUUUGCCUUUGCCAUGCGGAAAACGAAACACAUGGCAGUGCAAAAACUUGUCAUGCCUGGCUGCAUAUUGUAGUUCGCCUACCAUUCAGAGAUUUGCAUCACAAGUUUCCAGACCCAGACACUUUUGCAUUUGAUAAAGGAGGCGAAAACGCCCAUUGAAAAAUGGAACAUGUUUUCCCCCUACAACUUCCUCCGCCGGACCUACAACGAGAAAGCCUCCGCGGUGUUGGGACGUACUUUUUUUCUGUUUCAUUUCACUUUGCUUGAUGUUCAGCUUUUGGGGGUCCUUGUUACAGGAAAAAAUCUGAUUGCGAAGUUUAGUUUGUUGACCUCUGGGGCUUUUCGUAGGUGACACGACAGCCUUAGAUGAACGCAGGCCGCAGCUCGAGGACAUGAAAUUGCCUCCAUUAAUCCUGUCACACAUCAACACAGGCGACAUGGACGAGGAGAUCUACCAAGCGGAAGAGGUGAUGCAGGAUUGCAGCCUUCUUGGCGCGCAGACCGGGCCUCUGCUCUGCAUGGGCAAGAACGUCCCCACCGACCGGGGCCGCUUCGCCUCCGUAUCAGAUGUAAAAAUGUCUGGGUCUGGAAGAUUACAACUUGUCAUGCUAAAUCCGAAUGAUGCAAAAAUCUGUGUUGCGUGAGUACCAAAAGCUGUCCGCUUUUGACCAAGUUGAGAGGGAGUUUCUCAUGCAGGAAAGGCAUGAUAGAGACCUCACAAAAUCUGUCAUGCUGGGUCUCGCAUUCCAGACCCCAUGGGUCAUGGAAAACCUGCAUCAGAAAUCUUGCAUUCUUCCAGACCCAGACAUUUUUACAUUUGAUACUCCGGGGCCAGCACCUACUGCAGCCAGAAAUCGCACCGGAUCGCGAAAACCGACUUGAGUCAGCUCUCCAGGAUGGGCCCGGGUCCGGGGAGGCCGAAGGACAACUCCGCGAAGUACGGACCGGCCUACCCGAGGCUGUACAGUGAUCGCGAAAGCAUUUACAGCAGUGUGACCACGAGCAACAACUCGGUGAUCAACAAGUCCGGACGGGUGAGCAAAGUGUGGCAGGACCACCAGGCAAUCGAGAAACUCGCGAAGCGGCAGCCGGGCGCGGACGCGUUUCUGGCGCGGUGGACCUACUGGAAUCAGUGCGCGGGCAUUCCCAACCGGCAGCUCCCCUACGAGUGGGUGAUCUUACUGCCCGGCAAGUCCCUGAAGGACUGCUCGAACGGGUAUGCGUUGCGCUGCCUGCUCUGCGAAGCGUCCCCGCAGGACCCGUGCACCAAAGGGGUGAACCACACGGAUGACGGACCCGGGUAUCACCUGAAACGGCUGAAGGAUUACAUCUCGGCCAGGGACGACGUCCGGAGACGGCGGUGGGAGGCCAUCCGGGAAUACAGUCUGCCCUACUGGCAACAACGUACUUGUUGUUGUUAGUUUAUUUCUUGCGCAGUAAUUGAAAUAUCAUAUCAAUAUCAAUGCGAAGGAGGAUGGAACUGUUCUCCUUCUUUUGAAGCUCCGAAGGCACAGAGCUUCAGUUCGUGUAACAUUGUUUUACCGAAUUUUCUACCUAAGGUAAGUAAGUAUCGUGUUUCAAAAAGAAAAAGACAAUCUACCUCCAUGUCAGAUUGGGACACGGACGAGAUCGCGCGUCUGCGUUCCGAGGGGCACUUCUCCGUUUACGCCACUUUGUGGCCGGAGGAACAGUUUGCGGUCCGGACCGCACUAAUGUACGGCUGGAAGAUGAUCACCGAGGACUACUUGCCCAACGGAAAAUACUCUUCCGAGCAGAUUCUGAAGCAGCAAUUCAGUUACGGGGAGGAACAUUUGGAAGCCAUGUUCCAAAUCUACCACGAGAUUACCUUCGGGAAGCCGAACGCGUGGGAGAAAUUCGUGACAGAGUCGGACAAGAUGACGGAUGCGGACUCGGAAAGAGAGGAGAACGUAGAGGCAAUCAACGUUAUGCUGGAAGAAAUGGAACAGGAAAAAAAUCAGCGCCGGGGGAAUUACAAUCCUGAUGGCGGGGAGGCACAUGCAUCAAGAAGAAACCAAGCCGCGGCUGCCUCCACGACGGCCGGGCGGGAAAGAGUUCCUAGGUCGAGAAGAAGUGGUAAAGAAAACCCCCGCGGGGCUGUCUUGGAGCACGUUCCCUUCGGGGGUGACACAAAUGUUGUAGCUAAUGACGAUUUUACACUGCCGGAGACAACAAGUCGGGCACCCGGGCAGGAGACAGACGUCGCGACUGAAAAGCAAAAGCACAGAAGGGAUGAAAAGAAGGAGAAGAAGUCAAAGAGCGAAAAGCACCGAACGAAGGAAGGACGAGAGGCAGGUUAUGGUGAGAGAGAACAAGCAAGGGAGCAUAUCGCAGAGACAUCUUCAAUGAGGCGGACACUUGACGUGGACGACAGAAACGACGAGAGACGCGCACCGGCGCGGAGAAGAUCUGAGGAUCCUCGGGAGAUGAACAAGAAUCUCGUUCCGGCCACCAUGCCUGCAGCUCCGGGACAAGAAAAUCAUGAUCUCCGCCCUCAAGAAGAUCUUGAUCUAGCACACAACGGUGAAGAUGAUAGUCGACAAAAUCAAAAGUCUGAAGUGGAUAGCACCUCCUCUCCGAUGAAACGGAAGUUGAAGAAGGAGAAAAAAGAUAAAAAAUCCAAGAAAGACAAGAAAUACGAGCGAAGGCGAAAGGACGAAGACGACGAGGAAGUCCACGGCAACCGGCAUGCUGGACCGGAAAGUGACCGCACAAGCAGGGCCAGGAACGAUCACGAUGCUUUGGAAUCAAAGAAGAAGAUGAAAAAAGAAAAGAAAACCCGCGCGACUUCAUGCGAGCGGUGUGAGGUUGACCACUUUUCGGAUGAGGGGCCUAGCGCUUCUACUGCUCCGCAGGUUCAUCUUCGGGAACCAACAAAUAGGGCGGGAAAGAACGUGUUAAGCAGAGACAAAUCCAAGAGCACGAUGCGCCGGGUUUCCGUGGAGUCCUCCGAGAGGUCUCUUGGGUCGGUUGGGGGAGGAUGAACAGGGGGGAGGUUUGGGUUUGAGGACUGUGCAUCUACCUAGAAGAACAAGAAUUGCGAGAGCCACAGCUACUGCUUUUACUGCAGGUCUCGGGUACAUUGCAUUCACCGGUCGUGUCCUGUGAAUUUGACAAUACAUGUACAAAAGUAGACGCUCACCGCAGAUCACGUAAGAUGAAUAGGCAAUUUAUAUGCGUCGCGUAGCGAUUAUAUCAGUUCACAUGAUCAAGCAAGAGGGCUGCACACUCCGACACCGGGCUGGCUGCCCGGUGUCGACCAGCUUCGGCUGGGUCUCUGUCCUUUUUCCAGAAAUACCGCAUUGUCUUGGCUCGCCUAGAUUUUGCGUUUUUUCGUCUCUUCGGUUCUCGGAGAGUGGAUAUUUGACGGAGGAGUGUCUCGAUGAGAAAGCGAGGCGUACUUGUGCGCCUCAGGCCUUCGCUCUGGUUCUGCUUCGCAGUUCCGCCUUGUCGUUUCCGGCGCUGCCGAUCCUUAGCGUGGAUCAAUGCAGUGUGCGGCAAGCAAAGAGCUCCGGUGGUCCCGUUGCCAUUGAGCUGCCCAAGCCAUGGGCAGGUCAGAACAGACGGCGUGCGCCUUGCCGUGUGCACGUAGCUCGGCCCUACCGCCGAGCGCCAGGGCAUUAUCCUGACAGGGGGUGAUGUCCCGGUGGGAAGGAAGUUGUUGUGCAGCUCUCACAGUGCGGAGAGAGAGUUCGCGUUCUUCGACUACCCUCCAGGCUAUCUCCGUUCAGUGGUACACACACGUCGAUGACGCGCUCUCGGUUCUCGCGAGCACCACUGGCCGGGGAGUGGAGAACCCGACUGCCCACGAUGUGGGUGUAGCAGAGGUUCUUCACGCCGUUAGGGGCACAGGCCCGGCGUUAUCUUGGCCUAUUGGCCAGGCCCGCUAUCGGCAAGACACAUCGGAAAACAGCGCAGCUUCGUCUGCGGCCUGCCGCUCUGUGUGUCGCGGGCGCUUCGCGAUUCUGCUUGUCGAUGCACGCCGCGAUGCGGCAGACAUGCAGUAGCAAGGCGCUCGUCUGUCGUAAAUGGAUUCGCGCGAGCGGGGGCGCCGCGGUCCAUUACGAUGGGAAGGCCUCACUGAAGGCUGUGAAAUAGCCACUGGUAUCCUACUAGGGCGAUGCCCGCAAGGUCCCUGUCACAGGGGUCCGGGGCCAGUGUAGCGGCAACCUACCGCAGCCGGCAAAAGAUCGCGCCGACGGUCAUAAGCCGGGGCUAAGUACAGACAGACACACAGGAACACGAGGCAAAAAACAAGGCACCCCCGCGCCAUGUAUUUAGCCCCUGCCAAUGGCAGGGGCCGCCCGAUGGGCCGCAUCACAUACACACUACGAUCUGACUACAAAUAGAGUCACCGAAACGAAACGCAAUGGUCUGCGUGCCCGAUGGGCACGCAGAUAUAUUAAGUACCAGGGCCAGCCCUCACACCACACCGCCCAGCACCCUGGACGCGCAACCCCACAGCCCCGCAGGCGCGGCGGUUUGUAGCAGUGGGUCGCAUGCCUGGGGCGCAGGUUAUUGCUGGUGUGUGCCUUCGCCUGCGCGUGUGACUUCGAUGACGUCGCCUGCGGGUGCUGGGGUGGGGUUGGGCGUCCGCGACGUCGUUGUUGCUGCUCUUCGGAGCUCGUGACGCCUUCGUUGCAGCUUCCACAUGGAUGCUUGCUUACAUCUUGCAGGGCAUGUUGUAGGUAGCACUUCGUGUGGAAGUAUCAGGUGUGCUGACACGGAAGGAGAGCUGAGGAGCGUGGCCUAUCGGCUUCGCGACUCCGUCCUUCGCUCCUCGGCGUCGGUCCGCCGGUGUUGAUUGCUUGAAUGCAGUCGACGCAGUCGAGGGGUUCAGCGGUUGGUGUGGGGGCGAGAGGGAGCGCUGCAUAGAUGCUCUUUUGCUUCUGUGAACAGGUUCGUUCUUCUCCUGCUUCGGGGUCUCCCAGGAGAUCCUGACUCAUCCAACGGGCCUGGGGACGCUUUUGUGGCCUUUGCGAAAUUUAAACGAAACACAGCUACGACAGAUAGCGUCUACUUACCGAGACGCGUGGUCGGUCGCGCAGUGCUUUGUGCUGCUUCCGCCACGAGAGGAGACCGCGGAACCCUCCCGGGCCUUACUUAUUUAGUCACAUUUGGGAGCACGCCCCCACUAUCCUCACCCGGUUCCCGGGUUGUGUCGCGGGGAUAUGUCCCGGCACGAUUCCACAAGCCUCGCUACUUUGCUACGCCGCCCCGUGCGCCCUGCUCUCUGUCCCCGACAGUGCGGGCUGCCCCCUUUGUUUAGUCGCAUUUGGGGAAGAUAUUCGGCGGUCCCAGUCGCGUCUCGCGGCUUGGGCCACCUCUAUGUCCGGGGCAUGGCUCUGUGGGGGUCGAGAGCCUGGCUUGCAUGGCCUGCUACCCGUAGCUCGUUGUGCCGGCCGGGUUCUCUCUUGGCUGCCAUUGUGACUGUCGCUCGAGGUCUUGCGACUAUCACUGCGACGCGCUUCUGCACGUCAUUCGCUUCCGUUGGUUGCGCGCGCGUUCACUCUAUGGGUGAAUUGCGCAGAGAAGGUGAAAUUAUAUACGGAGAACUUUUUUCAUCGAUUUCCCAUAGAAUCUUUCUAGUGUUGAUAAAUGUGUUGAAAGUAGAUGGCGCUCCAGACAUAGGAUUCAUUCCACUUGGUUUUCAAACACGAAGUUGGCACCAGGGAGCCGUAUGAGCAGUGAAAGUCAUUUUAUUCAUGUAUCGCGCGAACUGAAAAUUGAAAAUAUAUGAAACGCAUUGUAAGUAAUUUGCGCAAGAUAAAGCACUAACCCAUUCAUAUUGUAUCGAAUAGAAGCCAGACCCAGAAGAACAUAUGAAAAACACGAUUGCCGCAGGAGCGCA
Molecule: messenger RNA, 8507 nt
Organism: Amoebophrya sp. A120
Lineage: Eukaryota; Dinophyceae; Syndiniales; Amoebophryaceae
Source: the annotation of a GenBank genome assembly